Synchytrium microbalum is the source of this 3102-nucleotide messenger RNA. RefSeq lists its product as uncharacterized. The record is from RefSeq and is a predicted model, not a curated record. Bases 1 to 3102 code for a protein of 1033 amino acids. Gene Ontology annotation, biological process: protein phosphorylation; intracellular signal transduction. Gene Ontology annotation, cellular component: cytoplasm. Gene Ontology annotation, molecular function: ATP binding; protein serine/threonine kinase activity. The transcript is spliced from 9 exons. NCBI's taxonomy places the organism in Eukaryota, Fungi, Chytridiomycota, Chytridiomycetes, Synchytriales, Synchytriaceae.
AUGUCCGGUCACUGGCUCCAAGUACCUCACGAAACCUUGAUGCGUACACCAAAUAACCGCCUCGCAUUUCAGCAGCAGCAGCAGCAAAAGCACCGCCAGAGGCCGAGGAGUAGUAGUAGCUGUGAGUCGAUAACGAGUAGGAGGGAUCACGAUAUGGCGAGUCAUGCUACUACAACACAAGGUGCUCGUGGCGUGCCUGUGCGGACACAUGCUACGCUGGGAAGUAGUUUGUCUGUUGAGGUUCUGUUGAGGGAUUAUGCUGUUAAGCAGACGAUAGGGCAAGGUGCAUUUUCAAAAGUCAAGCUCGGGGUGCAUAAUGAGACCAAACAGAAAGUCGCAAUAAAAAUAAUAGACAAGGCCUACUACGAAAAGCAAAUAACACAAGGAUCCACACAAUCCUCCAAAAAAUCAAAAGAAUCCGAAGAAAAGCAAAUCAAGGUACCUAAAAACAAGCGGCUUGCUGGACAUGCCAAGACACGUGGUGAUAGUGGGCUGUUACGAGAGAUUGAGCUGAUGAUGAGGGUUAAUGAUCAUCCGAAUAUUAUACGGUUGUAUCGGGUUAUUGAUACGGUGUCGACUACUUUUGUUGUUAUGCAAUGUGCGACUAAGGGGGAGCUGAUUGAGACUAUUGCUUCGAAAGGUGGCAAGCUGAAAGAGCCAGAAGCUAGACAGUAUUUCAGGCAGAUUCUGAGUGCUAUUGAUCACUGUCAUCAAGCAGGCGUAACGCACAGAGACCUGAAACUCGAAAAUAUACUACUAGACGAUGAUGGAAAUGUCCGUGUUGCAGAUUUCGGCCUGGGAAGAUCAUUUAACGAACGAGGCCUGUACGAAGUCGAACCCUACCUCGGCACAUUCUGCGGCACCCCCGUUUACGCAGGUCCAGAACUAAUAUUGCAUCGCGCAUACCAAGGAUCUAAAGCUGAUGUAUGGGCUAUGGGAGUCGUGCUGUAUGCUAUGGUAGCGGGAAACAUGCCGUUUGCAAGCCCGACCCUUGCGGGGCUGUAUGAGGCGAUUGUGCAUGGGGUUUGGAGUAAGCCCAAGGAUAUUUCUGAAUCUCUGCUGGAUUUACUGCAAUCCAUGUUCAUCGUAAACGCCGAAAACCGCAUCGACGUGGAAGGGAUUAUGAAACAUAAGUGGAUUACAGAGGAUGGGGCGAGUCCCAUGAUACGCACGACACCAAAAGUAACUGCCGCAUCACCUGCAACGUCGAUAGUUACCGGUAUAUCCGGUGAAGAGGCAUAUACGCUAUACAUAAUCGCAGAUCAUGAGGGGCCGAGUAGUAAGACCUCACCGUCGUUUAUAUCUUUUGGGAGGAAACAAUCUAGUGCUGCUACAGGUGCCGAAAUACCGGCACCAUCGUCACCGGACCAGAGUCGAGCUCGAACGAGAGCGAAAUCAGUCACGGUACAGAGCAGGACGAGUAACUCCCCCCGCUCAUCGAUAUUCAGAAAGAGCACAGCAACCAGAAACCAUGACUCGCUAGAAGAGACGCUCAACAGUGACAAGAUGGUUGCACGUGUGCAUCGGAUAUCGCAGGCAGGACGAUCUCAAGGCAGGCCGAGAAGUGCUAGCAGCACUUUCAAACGAAAAACGUCGGAAAAUAUGACAACUGCAACCCACGAGCUUAAGCAGGUACCGAUCAAGUUCGUGCUGAGCACGGAUUCGGAUACCGCUAGCAGUAAUUCGUUCCCGGAUUCUAUUUUGCUAAAGUCUGCUAACGGCAGUGAUGAAUUGCUGCCGCAGAGACGUGGAGGGUCGAGUAUGCACUCGAAGGGUAUGGCGAGGAGGCCUGUAUCGUGGGGCGGCUCGGUAUCAACGUCAUCGUCAACGACAUCACCAAAUGAUUCAUCAAACGGCCUCCCCGCAAACGUCGCAGACAGAAUUGAUUUCGAUGCAUUACGAAUCCUGGAUCGUUUCCAAGCGGUCAAUAUCCUCCCACGACUGCCUAACGAUGAUGGGUCCACACCAGACGGGUCACGAAACGGGAGCGUGACAUAUGGAAGUGUGACAUUCGUCGACCCAUUCUCAUCCUCAUCACAACACCACAUAUCACCAAGUUCGCCAUCACAUCCACAUUCAAAGGCAGCGUCCGUGAAGAGAACGGCGUCAACGCUUGGCCGGGAGAUACCGUCGUCACGGAAAAGUAGCGUUAGUGCAUCAUCACCUGCAAACUCAACCGAGUUGAUGCAAGUGCGGGGAUCGAAUGCUAUGGAAUCGAGAACGACGAGACUGAGUAUUGUGGAGAUGCCAGAAGAUACGGUUACGCCUGAAAUAAUGUUGAAUAAGGCACUGCUGUGUGUUGUUGGUGGACUGAAUCCAAUACUGUCUGUUUCUACUAUGCCGUCGGAGGGGUCAACGAAUAGCAGUGAUGUGGGCAGUCUUGGUGAACCAACGAAUGCGAAUAUAACGACAGUACUCCAUCAGGUGGAAUUAACACCAAUCACGAAUUAUAAUGCUCCACGACAAACAUCAAUCCAAACCCCUGGAUCACGAGCAGUAUCGCACGUAUCCAAUACAUCAACAGCGACAUCAUUAGCACCGCCAAAUUCACCACCAGCCAAUUCAACCGCAUCUCGCCACCAAAAUAGGGACAACAACAACAACGACAACACUGGCCCACUCCACGUCCCCGAAAACAUGCUAGAUGAAUUCCACCGUCUGCACAAACCACCCGCCAAACCAGCCAACGUUGCAAAAUUCCCCGUAUCUCCCAAAACAAUUUCAACUCUCCUCCCACCAAACAUAUUCGUCGAACUCCAUCGUGGAAUCACGCUUCUGCAAUCCAUAUUUUCACAAGAUUUGGGAAACCAUUUGACAUUUGAACGGCCAUACGAUUCGUAUCUGCUACGUGUUAAAUUCUGGAAGGAUGAUGCACGGAUGAUUCAGUUACGGAAUUCGGGCGCGUUGGAAGGGCAGCAGCAGCAGGCUGUUGAGGAGGAGAUAUUGCUGAAUAGUGAGAGGAACAAGUUGGUGGAGUUUGAGGUUGAGGUUUGUAAGGUUUGGUUGUUGAAUAUGCAUGGGUUGAGGUUUAAGAGGCUGUAUGGGGAUCCGAUUGUGUAUAAGGAUCUUAGAGACUCGUUGGUGAAUGUGCUGCGACUGUAG